AUGGCUCCCGCAGGAGAGGCGCUGCUGAGGCCGGGAACGGGCCCCGCCCUGCCCAUCCAGUUUCGCCCAGGUGCGGCGGGAGGAGGGGGCGGCGGUGGUUUAAGAGCGCGCCCGGCGGGCCCGGGGGAGGAGCCGCUGCCGCUGCCGCUCCCCCCGCGCGUCCUCCCAGGUGUAACCGGAGCCGGGAGGGCGCGGCGCAGCCAGCACCAGCACCCGCGGAACCUGUCGGGCGGCUCACAGCGCUCCGCCGCCGCUCCGCGCACACACCGCUCCCGCUCUGCCCGCGGCCCCGAGAACUCCCCCGGCCUCCCCAGCCAUGAAGCUGCUCUGCGGGGCCGCGCUGCUGCUGCUCUGCCUUGCCGCCACCGCCGCCCAGAGUUCUCCGCGUCCCGGGACCCCUCCGGGCCCCGCUCUUGGCUGGGCGCCCUGUGCCCCGAAGGCGACACUAUUCCCCCGCAGCGGGCAGGAGGGUCUGGCCCCGAUAGCGCCCCUUUGUCCGCGCCCCGAGGGGAGCCCCGCCGCUCGGGAAGGGAGGGAAGGAGGGAGGGAGGCCGGGGGGACGCGGGGGAGCGGGCACGCCACGCCCGGCCGGGCCGGCGCCGCUUUGUCCUGCCGUGGCAUGGCGGUGCCCCUCACGGCCGCGCUUCCCUCGCAGCGUGUGUGUGCGAGAAGAACAAGCGCGUCACCGACUGCAGGAUGGACAACAGCGGCCGGUGUAUCUGCCAAGCCAUCGGCUCCGGAGCCACCGUGGACUGCUCCACCCUGACUUCGAAAUGCCUGCUGAUGAAAGCAGAAGUGAUGGGCUCCAAGUCGGGUCGUCGUGAGAAACCAAAAGAUGCGUUUGAAGAUACCGAUGGUCUUUACGAUCCCGAGUGUGAAAACAGCGGCGCUUUCAAGGCGAAGCAGUGCAAUGGAACCACCUGUUGGUGUGUGAACACAGCUGGAGUUAGGAGAACUGACAAACACGAUGCUGACCUGAAGUGCAAUCAAUUAGUCAGAACGAUGUGGAUCAUCAUUGAAAUGAGACAUGCUGAGAGAAAUGCUCCUCUGAACGCUGAAUCUUUAAAGAAGUUUUUCACGGACACCAUCACCAGUCGUUACCAGCUGGAUAGCCGCUACAUAGCCAAUGUUCUGUAUGAAAACCCUUUAAUUACUAUUGAUUUGAAGCAAAACGCCUCACAAAAAUUAGCUGGAGAUGUGGAUAUAGCUGAUGUGGCCUACUACUUUGAGAAAGAUGUGAAAGGUCAGUCCAUCUUUCAUAAUAAUGCUGGGAUAAACGUCAGCAUUGACAACGAGCCAGUGAAGCUUGAGAAGACAGUGGUCUACUACGUUGAUGAAAUAGCACCAGAGUUCUCCAUGAAGUCCCUGACCGCCGGCGUCAUUGCUGUCAUUGUGGUGGUACUGGUAGCAAUAGUGGCUGCAAUUGUUGUCCUGGUCCUGACAAGGAGGAGGAAAGGGAAGUACGUGAAAGCUGAGGUGAAGGAAAUGAAUGAAAUGCAUAGAGGGCUGAAUGCUUAACUAAAUCAACUGAAGGCAAACCAGAUUACAAGAAAGAAGACAACAAAAACGUUGGAGGCAUGAAUCUUAAUUUCCUCCUGAAAGGGAGGCAAUUGUGCUCGCUUAAUGAUUGUUAAAACUCUUUAACAGCCAAGGCUGGUAACCAUUCAGCUACUUUUACUAUUUGUUGAGAGUUAAAUGCCCCAUCUUACUCAAGUAAAACUUAACUGUUGCUCCCUGAUUUUAUUUUUUUAUGAUGAUGAAACGAGUCAACAACUGCUGUUACUAGGGUUUUGGAGCAUACAUGCCUAAAUUGUUAUUUUACCCUUGUGGGAGUUUUAUUGAAAGUAAUGAUUUUGUAGCCAUGUUGUAAUGAGACUGUCUCCUGUGUAACUGAACACAACCUUUUUAUGGCAGUUUGUACAUAUUUGAAGUUGCUGUAACUUUUUUAUGACUUGAAUUAAUAAAACUUUGAAACAGG
Molecule: messenger RNA, 1978 nt
Organism: Melospiza georgiana
Lineage: Eukaryota; Metazoa; Chordata; Aves; Passeriformes; Passerellidae
Gene: EPCAM
Product: epithelial cell adhesion molecule
Exons: 9
Coding region: 1-1518 (505 amino acids)
Cellular component (GO): bicellular tight junction; membrane
Molecular function (GO): cadherin binding involved in cell-cell adhesion
Source: RefSeq, a predicted model, not a curated record